Messenger RNA from Amphibalanus amphitrite, 1574 nucleotides. RefSeq names its product replication factor C subunit 5-like (gene RfC3). The transcript is spliced from 8 exons. Gene Ontology annotation, molecular function: ATP binding; ATP hydrolysis activity; DNA binding. Gene Ontology annotation, cellular component: nucleus; DNA replication factor C complex. The record is from RefSeq and is a predicted model, not a curated record. Gene Ontology annotation, biological process: DNA repair; DNA-templated DNA replication. Lineage: Eukaryota; Metazoa; Arthropoda; Thecostraca; Balanomorpha; Balanidae. Bases 220 to 1233 code for a protein of 337 amino acids.
GAGUAAUUUUCAUCGUCAUUUCGCGGUAAAUUCAUCUUAGGUUGAUCUUAGGCGUGAAGGCCUUGGCCCUUGAUCGUUAAAUACUCGUCCCUUCUUAAUCUUAAAUAGAUGAGCUUGUGAUGGUUUGGUAAAAUCCAUUGAAAUCAUUCACGCACUGACUGCUGAUGUCUAGGACUAGGUUUGAUCUGCUCAAAGUUGUCCUUUUUCUGAGAUUCUGCAAUGGUUCAAGAGGAGAAGACUGACAAUCUGCCCUGGGUGGAAAAGUACAGGCCUAAGCAGCUGUCAGACCUGAUAUCACAUGAGGAGAUCAUCAAGACAAUCGGCCGAUUUAUGAAGGAGGAUGCGCUCCCGCACCUGCUGUUCUACGGACCGCCGGGAACGGGCAAAACUUCUACAAUCCUGGCCUGCGCCAAACAGCUGUACAAGCCCAGCGAGUUCCAGGCCAUGGUCCUGGAGCUGAACGCCUCCGACGACCGAGGUAUCGGUGCCGUGCGGAACCAGAUCCAGAGCUUCGCCAGCACGCGCACCAUCUUCAACCGCGGCUUCAAGCUCAUCAUCCUGGACGAGGCUGACGCGAUGACCAAGGACGCGCAGAACGCCCUGCGACGCAUUAUUGAGAAGUACACAGAUAACGUGCGUUUCUGUCUGAUCUGCAACUACCUGAGCAAGAUCAUCCCGGCCAUCCAGUCGCGCUGCACUCGCUUUCGGUUCGGCCCCCUGGCGACGGAGCAGGUGGCGCCGCGACUCGACCACGUGGUCAAACAGGAGGGCGUGGACCUGUCGCCGGACGGGCGGCAGGCGCUGCUCGACCUGGCCGGCGGCGACAUGCGGCGCGUGCUCAAUAUCCUCCAGGCCACGGCGAUCGCGUUCGGCUCCGUCACGGAGGACAAUGUAUACACGUGUAUCGGCCACCCGCACUCGUCCGACAUCACGGCCAUUGUCAACUGGAUGCUGAACGAGGACAUGGCCACUGCGCUACGCAAGAUCGUAGAGCUGAAAACGCACAAAGGCCUGGCGCUGCAGGACGUACUCACAGAGGUUCACAAACUCGUCCACCGCAUUGACCUGCCGUCGACGGCCAAAUGUGACGUGCUGUACCGUCUGGGGGAGAUCGAGCACCACCUGAGCCGCGGAGCUACCGAGAGCCUCCAGCUGGCCGCCCUGGUCGCCGCCUUCCAGAUCGCCAAACACCAGGUGGCGGAGGAGGCCGGCAGGCAGGCGGCCACCGCGUGACGUCAUAGGGACACACAGUGACGUCACAUCACCCGUCAGAUCUGCCGCCGAGUGACGUCAUCGGCGGAUGACUGAUGGCUACCCGGUAACGUCAGCCGGAUUAUACUGGAGAGGUGUAUGACGUCAUACAUCCCGUCUGAUGACGUCAGCAUGCAUAAGGACGGUAUUCAUCAUAGUGUCCUUACGGAGGAAUCUGUUGCUAGCCCGGCUGCCUUGGCGGCACAUUGCCGGGCGGAGUAUUGUGAUUACUGAUUAGUAUACCAUCGGAGUACCCAACUGCGUAUUUCACAGGUCUGUUGGCACUUGAGUGCGGUGUCGUAAUAAAGGUGCUUUUGUAAAAA